UUCGUCGUCGUGGAAUUUUUCUUUUUCUUUCUUGUUCAAAAAACCGUCUCAUGAACGGUGCACUUUUAAAGAUUAGCCGCUUUUAAUUUAUAUUUUAAUUGUUUGCUGUGCUUCAUUGUUCUUUUAUCAAUUUGAUAGAAAGUUAUAAGACGAUAACUAACAUAAAAUGUCGGCCCUUAUUCACGAAAAAGUUUGGCUUGAUAGAAACAUCUACAAUGAUGCGGAGCGCGAUUAUUAUGAGUCUUUGUCAAAGGGUGGAGUUGCUCCAAUAUUGUCAGCUCAAUCUUCUUUGGCAAAUGAAGUGGCUAAAGCUAGACAGCACAUCAAAAGUUCUCUAGAAUGUAUGGAGAGUGUUGCUACCCUGGCUGGUGUCCCCAACACUGAACUCAACAACAAAGUCAACAAUCUUGAGAAGGAAAAUGCUGACUUGAAAAAAGUUGUUAAUGACCUUCGCAACCUUGUGCUCAGCCUGCAGGCCCGAGUAGACAACAUUGAAUCAACCAACACCGGUGGAGCUAAAGUUGCAGCUAAACCCACACCUGCACCUGCAGCUGAUGAUGAUGAUGACGGAGUUGAUCUCUUUGGGUCUGAUGAUGAAGAAGAAAGUGCUGAGGCUGCAAGGAUCAGAGAAGAGCGCCUGGCUGCAUACAAUGCAAAAAAAUCUAAAAAGCCAGUGCUCAUAGCCAAGUCCAACAUCAUCCUAGAUGUGAAGCCUUGGGAUGAUGAGACUGACAUGAAAGCUUUGGAGGAAGCAGUGCGUGCCAUCUCCACAGACGGACUCCUGUGGGGGGCUGCCAAGCUCGUCCCACUGGCUUACGGCAUUCACAAGCUGCAAAUCUCCUGUGUUGUGGAAGAUGACAAAGUCUCCGUUGAUUGGCUGACUGAGGAAAUUGAAAAGAAUGAAGACUUUGUACAAAGUGUUGAUAUUGCGGCCUUCAACAAAGUCUGAAAAAAUCUUUUGUGUUCAUAAAAUAAAUGAUUUUUAAUUUGUAUUCUUA
Molecule: messenger RNA, 998 nt
Organism: Plutella xylostella (diamondback moth)
Lineage: Eukaryota; Metazoa; Arthropoda; Insecta; Lepidoptera; Plutellidae
Gene: eEF1delta
Product: elongation factor 1-delta
Biological process (GO): translational elongation
Cellular component (GO): eukaryotic translation elongation factor 1 complex; cytosol
Molecular function (GO): translation elongation factor activity; guanyl-nucleotide exchange factor activity
Source: RefSeq, a predicted model, not a curated record